Molecule: messenger RNA, 2826 nt
Organism: Arabidopsis thaliana (thale cress)
Lineage: Eukaryota; Viridiplantae; Streptophyta; Magnoliopsida; Brassicales; Brassicaceae
Product: RNA-binding (RRM/RBD/RNP motifs) family protein
Exons: 23
Coding region: 978-2681 (567 amino acids)
Cellular component (GO): nucleus
Molecular function (GO): nucleic acid binding; RNA binding
Source: RefSeq, marked reviewed
UGAAAAUUUAAUAAGAUAACUGGGUUUGGUGAGAGUGCGAGACUAUUUGGCUCGGUUCAGUUUUAUUCCAAUUUCAAAAAUUCCAAUUUGGCUCGGUAUAGUUCGGUUUAUAUCAGUUUCUAUAUUUCAAUUUGGGUCGGUAUAGUUCGGUUUAUGUAUUCAUUCUUUUUGAGAUGCGCAACAAGCUCUCACCGUUUCUCCUCCGCCGCUACCACAAUUUGCCGUGGCCAUGGGAAUUCUCAGAUGAGAACAAUGAGAGCAUUAAUCGAAAGAGUCUCUCGUCUUACUCUGUGAUCAAUCUCUCGAAUUCUCCUUACCGAUAGAUGGAGACGGUGUUUGCUUUUUGGGUUGUUUUCCGGUGAUCGCAUCUUCAAUCAGUGGUGGUAAUGGAAUGGAGAAAGUUUCAUCACGGAGAUAUGCUUAUCUGGAAACUCUUACUCAUGAGAUUAAGAUGAAGUUUACACGGGUUUGCCUUUCUUUUUAGUAUUUUUUUCGCAAAAGAUCGAUUUGUGUCGAUUGGUUUUGAUUUUGCCCAGAAAACACUAUUUGAUUUCUCUAAUUCGAGACACAUGCGUUAGGUUAUCGAAUUUUGAUAUCCUCAAUGAAUACUUUUGUUUCAAUUUUGAAUCGUUACGGUUUCCGAUUAAAAUCAUCUUUAUCAUGCAAUCCACAGGUUGAGAUUGUACCUGGUCUCUUGCUUUUUAAUCGGAAACUAUGAAUUAUGAAUUCCAGAACAAACACACUGGGCUGAUUUGGAGGUAGACGAAAAAGAAGAAGCAUGUUGGGCCUUGGGCCUCUUAAGCAGGUACAAUGAAAGCCCAGCCCAGCCCAAACCAAAACAUUUCCUUUGAUUGUUUUCUAUAAAUAAAACGUAGCUUAGGGUUAUUUACUUUACAACGUAUUGCUUGCGCUCAACGGACUCUUCCCGGAAAGAAGACAUAAACCCCUUUAAACCUCCUGCUUUCAUCUUCUCCGUGAUGGUCAAAUCUAACUCCCAGGGUAAGCGUAACCCGCAAUAUGGUUUGGAGGCCAACCCAAUUCUCAAGAGACAUAAGAAAAUAAACAAGAAGAAGGUGACAACGAAAGCUAUUGCUUUUAGUCUCCAGCAGAACGACUUGUUGGUGACAAAGUCUGAUCAGGCUAAUUUAAUCUCAGUCAAGGAAGCUGCAGUAAGAGAGAAGACGCUCUUUGUUGCCAAUCUCCCUUAUGAAACUAAAAUACCAAAUAUCAUCGAUUUCUUCAAAAAGGUUGGAGAAGUUGUUCGUGUUCAACUUAUUGUAAACCUCAAGGGUAAGCUUGUGGGUUGUGGCUUUGUUGAGUUUGCUUCUGUUAAUGAAGCAGAGGAGGCGCUGCAAAAGAAGAACGGUGAAUGUUUAGACAAUAAUAAGAUUUUUCUUGAUGUGGCUAAUAAGAAAGCUACAUACCUUCCACCCAAGUAUUGCAUAGAUCACAAGGUUUGGGACAAAGACUACCGUAGACUAGAAAGCCAUCCAAUAGAAGAAGAUGAGAGACCUCCUAAUUCUGUUGAGGAAGUACUCUUUGUUGCCAAUCUUUCUCCUCAAACUAAAAUAUCAGAUAUCUUCGAUUUCUUCAAUUGUGUUGGAGAAGUUGUAAGUAUUCGACUUAUGGUAAACCAUGAAGGUAAGCAUGUGGGUUAUGGCUUUGUUGAGUUUGCUUCUGCUGACGAAACAAAAAAGGCACUGGAGAACAAGAAUGGUGAAUAUUUGCACGAUCAUAAGAUUUUUAUUGAUGUGGCUAAGACAGCUCCAUACCCUCCAGGACCCAAGUACAACCUUGUAGAGAAGCUUUGUUACGAAGACUACCUUCGACGAGAAAGCCUUCCGAUAGAUGAAGAUGAGACACCUCCUGAAUUUGUUGAGGCAGUUGGCGUAAGGAAAAAGACGCUCUUUGUUGCCCAUCUCUCACGCAAAACUGAAAUAACGCAUAUCAUAAAUUUCUUCAAAGAUGUUGGAGAAGUUGUUCAUGUUCGGCUUAUUCUAAACCACACAGGCAAGCAUGUGGGCUGUGCCUUUGUAGAGUUUGGUUCUGCUAACGAAGCAAAGAUGGCGUUGGAAACGAAAAACGGUGAAUAUUUGAACGAUUGCAAGAUUUUUCUUGAAGUGGCUAAGAUGGUUCCAUACCCUCCACCCAAGUAUUGCAUACAUCACAAGGUUUGGUACGAAGACUACCUUCGACGAGAAAGCCUUCUGAUAGAAGAAAAUGAGACAGAGGAAGGACUUGAUGACACUCCCGCUCUUGUUGAGGAAUUUGCCGUAAGAAAAAAGACGCUCUUUGUUGCCAAUCUCUCACCCAGAACUAAAAUAUCACAUAUCAUCAAGUUUUUUAAAGAUGUUGCAGAAGUUGUUCGUGUUCGACUUAUUGUAAACCACAGGGGUGAGCAUGUGGGCUGUGGCUUUGUUGAGUUUGCUUCUGUUAACGAAGCACAGAAGGCGCUGCAAAAGAUGAAUGGUGAAAAUUUGCGCAGUCGUGAGAUUUUUCUUGACGUGGUUGAGUUAGCUCCAUACCCUCUCCGACCCAAGUACAACCAUGCAGAGAAACUUUGGCACGAACGAGAAAGUCUUCUGAAGAAACAGAAGGAAUAUGAGAUGUUGAGCGAGAGGACCGAAUUCUGCGGUAAGAAGAUUAUCUUCUCUUACGACGACGAAGACCAUAUGUUCUGAUAUUAAAUCAUUAUCUGCCUUCACUAUUAUGUGCCGUAUACAGUAUACUAUUUUAACUGAUUUGUUUGUCAAAACUCAAAACCAUAAUCUCGGACACCAAAUACAGUCUCAACUUGAUUCAGUCUUUCGUAUCUUUCACCAAAGU